Molecule: messenger RNA, 1743 nt
Organism: Coniosporium apollinis CBS 100218
Lineage: Eukaryota; Fungi; Ascomycota; Dothideomycetes
Exons: 3
Coding region: 1-1743 (580 amino acids)
Biological process (GO): L-valine biosynthetic process
Cellular component (GO): mitochondrion; acetolactate synthase complex
Molecular function (GO): magnesium ion binding; flavin adenine dinucleotide binding; thiamine pyrophosphate binding
Source: RefSeq, a predicted model, not a curated record
AUGGGAUGCGUGGAUGUUGGCAUAGAGCUGGUGGAUACAAGACAUGAGACUGUAGCGGUGCAAGCUGCUGAAGGCUACUCAAGAGUCAGCGGCAAGGUGGGAACGUGCUUUGUCACAGCCAAUAGUGGGUUCUGCAACAGCCUCCCGGGUCUUGCGACAGCACUCGCGGAUCGCAGCCCCGUCUUCUGCGUAACGAGCUCUGCACCGCUGCGGGAUACGGGGACAAACGCCUUGCAAGACUUUCAUGAUCAAGUCGUCCUCGCUAAGAACCUUACCAAGUUUGCCCAGCGCAUAACCAACGUUGGAGAGAUACCUCGUGUGGUUGCUUUAGCAUGGCGGACUGCAACCGCGGGCGCUCCGGGACCGGUGGUGGUAGACUUCCCGAUUGAUAUCCUGUUCACACCUGUAGAUACCGAUAGCAUCGCUUGGGGGGGCAUCACGGCACCACCUGUAUCCCUUCCUGGGCCAAAUCCGAGCGCUAUCGACGAAGCAGUACGGCUCUACCGAGCGUCUGAGCGGCCCUGCAUCAUCGUGGGCACCGGCGCCAAAGACGCCGAGGACGAGAUCUUGAAGCUCGCCGAACCAACCCGUACGCCCAUAUUCCAUACCUCAAAAUGCAGCACCGCGAUCCCUUACACCCACCACCUCCGCGCCGGCCUAGCGACCAGCCUUGCCUUCCUCCAGCCGCAAAACAAACCCCAGCCCGACCUCAUCCUACUGGUCGGCGUACGUACCGGGUUCCUCCUCGGCGGCCGCAGCGGUGCCAUCAUCCCUAACACCGACUGCAAACUGAUCCAGAUCGACGUCGACGGCUCCGAAAUUGGGCGCUCGCACUACAUAGACGUCGGCAUUGUGUCCGACGCCUCCCUUGCCCUCAGCGCCAUGCACACCCGCCUCGCCAGCGACUCCACUGCCACCAAGGCCGUCGCGAACGAGGAGUGGAUCCGCACAGCGCUGGGCCUGAAAGCGCUGAACGCGCGGAAUGACAGGGACCCGGUUAUCGAUGAAGAGAACGGCCGGCUGCACCCCUAUCACGCGCUCAAAAGAGUCUUCACCUCCGUCCCACACAACAGCAUCGUGUGCAUCGACGGCGGGGAAUGCGGCGUCUGGGCACAGCAGCUCCUCGAGCACGCGCACGCACACCUUUCCAUGGCCACGACGGGCUACAUGGGCUUCCUAGGUAACGGAUGGGGUUAUUCGCUUGGCGCCGCAGUCGCGGAUCCAGGCCGCAUGGUGCUGAACAUCCAGGGCGAUGGAUCGGCCGGGUUCCAUAUCGCGGAGCUGGACACGUAUGCGAGGUUUGGACUUAGUAUCUUGACCGUCGUGGUCAACAACGCUUCAUGGGGCAUGAGCCGCGCGGGGCAGGAACUCAUCUUCGGCGGGCAGACGGCUGCGCGGCCCGCGGUUGCGCUGAGCGAGCAGACGCGUUAUGAGGUCGUGGCUGCAGGGUUCGGGUGCGCCGCUGCGCGGGUGGAUGCACGAGAGGUCGAUGCGGGCGGCGAGGAUAAGGGGCAGUUUGUGCUGGAUCGUGUGGGGCAUGAGGUUCACAGAAUGACUAUGGAGAAGGGGCCCGGGCUGCUGAAUCUGGUGGUUAGUGAGAAGCCGGUACAUGAUGUGACGAGGGCGAUGGUAGGGGCGACAGGGGACCCGGACGUUAUUGUUGUGCCGUAUUAUGAUAAUCUGCCUAGGCCGUAUUAUGGGAGGGGAAAGGAGGCGGAUGGGAAGCAAUAUGAUCGGGAGUAA